GGACGAUUUGAAGCGAACUAUGCAAGCCACAAGUGAAGAAAUUAAUUAUUUAAAACGUUUGCAUGAAUUGAAGUCAAUGAGGCGGCUUCGCGCAAUAGACUGUCAAGUUUUUGAUGUUCCAUCUACGAUUAUUGACGAUUUUCUCUAUCAUGGUAAUGUAAAGAAUGCACAAAACAAGGAGUUACUCAACAAACUCGGCAUUCGACACAUUCUCAGUGUAUGCGAUUUCUCAUUGAGACAAGAUAUAUUGGAUCAUUUCAACGUGCUAUGGAUCAAUGUAGAAGACAUAUCUGAAGCCGACAUUCGUCAACAUUUCGAUCGUGCCAAUGAAUUUUUGCAUGUAUGUAAAUCCAAGAAUGAGAAAGUUCUAGUUCACUGUCAAGCAGGUAUUUCUCGUUCAUCUUCAUUCGUUCUUUCUUAUCUGUUGAAGUAAAAAAAAAAAACUUUCUCUGCUUUUUGAAAAUUCAAUCUUUUAUUCUCAUUUUUUAGAUAUCAUAAUUAUACAUUAGAUGCAGCUUAUGAUUACCUGACCGAAAGACGACGCUUAGCUUAA
Messenger RNA from Rotaria sp. Silwood2, 553 nucleotides. Lineage: Eukaryota; Metazoa; Rotifera; Eurotatoria; Philodinida; Philodinidae. The record is from the annotation of a GenBank genome assembly.